Molecule: messenger RNA, 597 nt
Organism: Aureobasidium pullulans EXF-150
Lineage: Eukaryota; Fungi; Ascomycota; Dothideomycetes; Dothideales; Saccotheciaceae
Exons: 1
Coding region: 1-597 (198 amino acids)
Source: RefSeq, a predicted model, not a curated record
AUGGCGAGCGGCGCCCUCUCAGGUCUUGUCAGGCCAAUCGGCAACCGCGCGGUGCACUUGCGUCUGCACCCCCGUGUCGAGACGCUGGCCGAGAGUCGUGAAAUCCUCCGACUGUUGCAGCAAUUCGGACGAGUCGACGUCUUCCGAAACUUCAAGUACGACGCACUGUCAAUGCCCAACACGAUGAUUGCCAUGUUCGAAACAGAAGAGGCGGCGCAAAAGCUGCUCGAGGCUUCGCCGCUGCGUUUUGUUAUGCGACCAGAGGAGUCUGCUGCACCGCAACCGCGCCACUAUCAACUGCAGGUCAACGCCUCGACCUUUCACCACCGUGAUCAAAUCGACCAGAACGCUUACAACGGCGCCUUCAAGGUCUCGACCAGGUGUCUCAUCCAGGAGGACCUGGUCAAGAAGGUUCCUAUGCCCGGCUUGAGCGAAUUCACCUUAAGAAAGGAAGAGAAGCCGUGGAGAGUGCUGCAGUGGGAAAAAUACAGAGAGGACUCUCAGACAAAGACUUUGAGGCAGCUGCUGGAAGAAGCGACCUUGCCGAACCACUCCGACAAGGUCAGGACGACCGAACACGACAAGUCGCACGAUUGA